CCCCGCCCCCGGCCGGGCCUUAACUGCUGCUUCAGGCGCUGCGGCGCUGAGGAGCAUCCGAAGAGUCUGCGGGAGCCGAGCGUGGUGAGUCCCCAGCUCAAGAGGAGGUCCAAGGGACACAGCAAUGAUUAGAGAGCCUGCUGGGAGCGAACAGCCUCUGGCUGCAUAGGGACCUGUGGACUUCUGUCUGGUGCCCCCAUGGAGACAGGGGGCCCUGGGUUGAACAAUAUGAAGCCCCGGUCACUGCAGCGGAUGCUGGAGGAGCAGGUGCUGGCACUACAGCAGCAGAUGGCAGAGAACCAAGCAGCCUCCUGGCGGAAGCUGAAGAGCUCCCAGGAGGCUCAGCAAAGGCAAGCAACCCUCGUGAGGAAGCUGCAGGCCAAGGUGUUGCAGUACCGGAGCUGGUGCCAAGAGCUGGAGAAGCGGCUGGAAGCCACUGGGGGACCGGUCCCUCAGAGGUGGGAAAGUGUGGAGGAGCCAAACCUGGAACGGCUGCUAACCCGAUUGGAGGAGGAGCAACAGAGGUGUGAGAGUCUAGCGGAGGUGAACACCCAGCUUCGGCUGCACAUGGAAAAAGCUGACGUGGUGAAUAAUGCGCUUCGGGAAGAUGUGGAAAAAUUGACAGUAGACUGGAGCCGGGCCCGGGAUGAGCUAAUGAGGAAGGAGAGCCAGUGGCAGAUGGAGCAGGAGUUCUUCAAGGGCUACCUGAAAGGGGAGCAUGGUCGCCUUCUCAGUCUGUGGCGGGAGGUGGUGACCUUCCGUCGCCACUUCCUGGAAAUGAAGUCAGCCACUGACAGAGACCUGACGGAGCUCAAGGCUGAGCAUGUGAGGCUUUCAGGUUCCCUGUUGACCUGUUGUCUGCGCCUGACUGUGGGAGCACCACAGUCUCGGGAAUCUGAUGGAUCUGGGAGACUGAAUGGGAGCGAGCCAUCCCAGUUGAUGCUGCUACUAGCCAGGACCCAGGAGCUGGAGAAGGAAGCCCAUGAAAGGAGUCAGGAAUUAACACAGCUGAAGAGUCAAGGGCAUCUGGAGAAGACUGAGCUUCAGGAUCGGGUGACCGAGCUCUCCGCUCUACUGACCCAGUCUCAGAAGCAAAAUGAAGAUUAUGAAAAGAUGGUAAAGGCUCUGAGAGAGACGAUGGAGAUCCUGGAGGCAAAUCACGCAGAAUUAAUGGAACAUGAGGCAUCUCUAAGUAGGAAUGCCCAAGAGGAGAAGCUGUCUUUACAGCAAAUGCUCAAGGACAUAACCCAGGCCAUGGUAGAAGAAGAGGACAGUGUGGCCCAAGGCUCUGGUCAUGAGAGCUCCCUGGAGUUGGACCCUAGUGGCUCCUCCUCCCAGUUUGAUUCCCAGCAUCCAGACAAGGCUCUUUCUCUGGUGUGUUCAGUGCUGACUCAGAGACGCCAGGCUGUGCAGGACCUAAGGCAGCAGCUGUCAGGCUGCCAGGAAGCUAUGAGCUCCUUGCAGCAGCAGCAGCAUCGGUGGGAGGAAGAGGGUGAGGCCCUGAGACAGCGGCUACAGCAGCUCACCGGGGAGCGGGACGCCCUGGCAGGGCAGACUGUGGACAUGCAGGGGGAGGUGGACUCUCUCAGCAGGGAGCGAGAGCUCCUGCAGAAGACCAGGGAGGAGCUGCAGCAGCAGCUGGAGGUGCUGGAGCAGGAGGCGUGGCGACUGCGGAGGACAAACGUGGAGCUUCAGCUGCAGGGCGACUGUGCUCAGGGCGAGAAGGAGGAGCAGCAGGAGGAGCUGCACCUGGCCAUCCGUGAACGGGAGCGCCUUCAGGAGACGCUGGCAAGCUUGGAAGCCAAACAAUCAGAGUCACUCAGUGAAGUGAUCACCCUUCGGGAAGCCCUGGAGUCCAGUCGCCUGGAAGGGGAGUUGCUGAGACAAGAGCAAACAGAAGUGACCGCCGCACUGGCCAGGGCAGAACAAUCUAUUGUGGAGCUGUCGAGUUCUGAGAACAGCCUGAAGGCUGAGGUAGCUGAUCUUCGGGCCGCAGCUGUCAAACUCAGUGCCUUAAAUGAGGCUUUGGCCUUAGAUAAAGUUGGGCUGAACCAGCAGCUUCUCCAGUUAGAACAGGAGAACCAGUCUGUGUGCAGGAGGAUGGAAGCAGCAGAGCAGGCGAGAAACACUUUGCAGGUGGGCCUGACAGAGGCCGAGAGGAACAGGGAAGCCCUGUGGGAAAAGAACACCCACCUGGAGGCUCAGCUGCAGAAAGCGGAGGAGACCAGGGCUGAGCUGCAGGCAGAUCUCAGGGGCAUGCAAGACGAGAAGGAAGAAAUUCAAGAGAAACUAAGCGAGGCACAUCACCAGCAGGAGGCAGCCUUAGCUCAGGUGGAGCAGCUGCAGCAGGAGGCAAAGCGACAGGAAGAGGCGCUUGCCCGGGAAGUCCAGGAGAAGGAGGCUCUGGCGCGGGAAAAGGCGGCUCUCGAGGUGCGGCUGCAGGCUGUGGAGCGGGACCGGGAGGACCUCUCUGAACAACUGCUGGGGCUCAGCUCGGCCAAGGAGCUACUGGAGAGCAGUCUGUUUGAGGCCCAGCAACAAAAUUCUCUGAUAGAGGUCACCAAGGGGCAGCUGGAGGUCCAGAUUCAAACCGUCACUCAAGCCAAGGAAGUAAUCCAAGGGGAAGUGAAGUGCCUGCAGCUGGAACUGGACACUGAACGGAGCCGGGCAGAGCAGGCACGGGAUGCGGCAGCCAGACAGCUGGCCCAGGCUGAGCAAGAGGAGCAGGCUGCCCUGCAGCAGCUGAAGUCAGCCCAUGAGGAGGAGGUGAACCGGCUCCAGGAGAAAUGGGAGAGAGAGCGCUCCUGGCACCAGCAGGAACUGGAUAAGGCUCUGGAGAGCCUGGAGAGGGAGAAAAUGGAGCUGGAAACGAGGCUGAGGGAACAGCAGGCAGAAACGGAGGCCAUGCGGACACAGAGGGCAGAAGAACAGGCCGAGGCCGAGAGCGCCCUGUGCCAGAUGCAGCUUGAAACAGAGAAGGAGAGGGUGUCCCUCCUGGAGACACUGCUGCAGACCCAGAAAGAGCUGGCAGAUGCCAGCCAACAACUGGAGCGGCUGAGGCAGGACAUGAAGGUUCAGAAGUUAAAGGAGCAGGAGACCACUGGGAUGCUGCAGACCCAGCUCCAGGAGGCUCACCGGGCACUGGAACAGGCAGCCCAGCAGCACAGAGACAGCCUCGCUGCCCUCCAGGAAGAGGGCGGCACCCUGCUGCGGGAUAAGAUAGACCUGCAGAAGCAGGUGGAGGACUUGAAGUCUCAGCUGGUUUCCAAGGAAGACUCCCAGAGGUUGGUGGACCAGGAGGUUCAGGAGAAGCUGAGAGAGGCCCAGGAGUGUAGCCGAAUUCAGAAGGAGCUGGAGAGAGAGAAAGCCAGCCUGACUGUGUCGCUGGCGGUAAAGGAGCAGAGACUCCUUGUUUUACAAGAGACUGACUCUGUUCGACAGCAGGAGCUGAGCUCCUUGCGCCAGGACAUGCAGGAGGCCCAGGCAGGGCAGAAAGAGCUCAGCGCCCAGGUGGAAUUACUGAAGCAGGAGGUGAAGGAAAAGGAGGCUGACUUUCUGGCCCAGGAAGCACAGCUGCUGGAGGAGCUAGAGGCAGCUCGAGUAAUAGAACAGCAGCUACGAGCUUCCUUGUGGGCCCAGGAAACCAAGGCAGCCCAACUACAGCUGCGACUGCACAGCACGGAGGGCCAGCUGGAGGCCCUGGCAGUGGGACAGCAGCCUGGGCACCAGGCCCAGGUCCAGCUGGCCAGCCUCUGUUCUGUCUUGCAGCAGGCCCUGGGGUUUCCUUAUGAGAGCGGGCUUGAGCUGAGUGGUGGGGGAGACUCGGCUUCCUCCCUCUGGGGCCCUGAGCCAGACCAGAAUGGAGCUAGGAUCCUCUUUAAGAGAUGGCCCCUCCAGACGGCUCUCUCAGCUGAGGCGGUGGCGUCUGCCCUCCAGAAGCUUCACCAAGACCUGUGGAAAACUCAGCGGGCCCGGGAUGAUCUGAAGGAUCAGGCCCGGAAGCUGGAACAGCGUCUCACUGAUACAGAGGCUGAGAAGAACCAGAUCCACACAGAGUUGCAGGCUCUGCAGAGACAGCUCUCCCAGAACCAGGAAGAGAAAUCCAAGUGGGAAGGAAAACAGAACUCCCUAGAAUCUGAGCUGAGGGAGCUGCGUGAAACUGUGACAUCCUUCCAGAGUCGCCUACGGCAAGCAGAGCUCCAGGGAAUAGAAGCCCAGAAUGAGCGAGAGUUACUGCAGGCAGCCAAGGAGAACCUGACUGCCCAGGUGGAACAUCUCCAAGCAUCUGUGGCAGAAGCCAGGGCUCAGGCAAGCGCUGCCGGGGUCCUGGAGGAAGACCUGAGAACUGUGCGCUCAGCACUGAAACUGAAAAACGAGGAGGUGGAGAGUGAGCGCGAGCGAGCCCAGGCCCUGCAGGAGCAGGGAAAGCUGAAGGUGGCCCAGGGGAAGGCUUUGCAGGAGAAUCUGGCUCGCCUGGCCCAGACCCUAUCUGAAAGAGAAGAGGAGGUGGAGACUCUGCAGGGAAAAAUCCAGGCGCUGGAGAAGCAACGGGAAAUGCAAAAGGCUGCUUUGGAAGUGCUGUCUCUGGACCUGAAGAAGAGGACCCAAGAGUUGGAUCUGCAGCGAGAACAGAUCCGGGAGCUGGAGGAGUGUAGGUCUGCUCUAGAGCACCUCCCCGCGGCCAUCCAGGAGCAAGAGCAGAAGCUGACUCUGCAGAGGGAGCAGAUCAAGGAGCUUGAGAAGGACCAGGAGGCGCAGAGGAACAUCUUGGAGCAGCAGCUUCUGGAACUUGAGAAGAAGGCCCAAGUGAUUGAGUCCCAGAAAGGACAGAUUGGGGACCUGAAGAAGCAGCUGGUUACAAUGGAACGCCUGGCCCUGGAACUAGAGGAAAACCAUCACAAAGUGGAAUGCCAGCAGAAGGCAAUCGAGGAGCUGGAGGGCCAGAGGGAAAUGCAGAGGGUGGCUCUGACCCACCUUACACUGGACCUGGAGGAAAGGAGCCGGGAACUGCAGGUGCAGGGCAGCCAGAUCCAGGAGCUGGAGAGCCAGAGCACCCUCCUGGCAAGAGAGCUCCAGGAGAAGGACCAGGAGGUGACAUCCCAGCAAGACCAGAUCAAGGAGCUGCAGAGGCAGAAAGAGCAUCUGACUCAAGACCUGGAGAGGAGGGAGCAGGAGAUGGUGCUGCUGAAGGAAAGGAUUCAGGUCCUGGAAGAUCAGAGGACCCUGCAGACCAAGAUCCUGGAGGAGAACCUGGAGCAGAUCAAGCUGUCCUUGAGAGAACGAGGCCAGGAGCUGGCCUCUCAGAGGCAGCUGAUGCAGGAGCGGGCAGAGGAAGGGAAGGGCCAGAGUAAAGCUCAGCGAGGGAGCCUGGAGCACAUGAAGCUGAUCCUGCGUGAUAAGGAGAAGGAGUUGGAAUGCCAGCAGGAGUGUAUCCAGGAGCUUCAGGAGCACAAGGACCAGCUGGAGCAGCAGCUCCAGGGCCUACACAGGAAGGUGGGUGAGACCAGCCUACUCCUGACCCAGCGGGAGCAGGAGAUAGUGGUCCUGCAGCGGCACCUGCAGGAAGCCAGGGAGCAGGGGGAGCUGAAAGAGCAGGCACUUCAGGGUCGGCUGGACGAGGCCCAGAGGGCCCUGGCCCAGAGUGCCCGGGAGCUCGAGGCCCUGCAGCACCACAGGCAGCAGGCCCAGGGCCAGGAGGAGAACGUGAAGGAACAGGCGGGCUCCCUGCAGCAAGCUCUGGAGCAGGGCCACGCCACACUGCAGGAGUGCCAGGCUGAGCUGGAGGACCACAAGGAACACACGCGGAGGCUCCAGGAAGAGCUGGCGGUGGAGGGACAGCGGGUCCAGGCCCUGGAGGAGGUGCUGGGUGACCUAAGGGCUGAGUCUCGGGAGCAGGAGAAGGCUCUGCUGGCCCUCCAGCAACAGUGUGCCGCGCGGGCCCAGGAGCAUGAGGCGGAGGCCAGGACCCUGCGGGACAGCUGGCUGCAGGCAGAGGUGAUGCUCCAGGAACGGGACCGGGAGCUGGAGGCCCUACGGGCAGAUGGCCAGUCCUCCCAGUGUCGGGAGGAGGCUGCCUGGGGCCAGGCUGAGGCUCUGCAGGAGGCCCUCGGCAAGGCUCAGGCUGCCCUGCAGGAGAAAGAGCAGCAUCUCCUUGGGCAGGUGGAGCUGAGCCGCAGCCUGGAGGCCAGCACGGCCACCUUGCAGGCUGCCCUGGACUCCUGCCAGGCACAAGCCCGGCAGCUGGAGGAGGCCCUGAGGAAGCGGGAAGGUGAGAUCGAGGACCAGGACCUCCGACACCAGGAGGCCAUGCGGCAGCUCCAGGAGGCACUUGCCCAGAGGGAUGAAGAGCUGAGACACCAGAGGAGGCAGGGACAGCUGCUGGAGAAGCCUCUGGCCCAGCAGGGCCUAGAGGAUGCAACCCAAGAGAAGCAGGAGCCGAGGCACGAGAGAGAAGAGGAAGAGACGAGGGGCCUUCGUGAGAGCCUACGGGAGCUACGGUGGACUCUAGCCCAAAAGGAAGAGGAGAUCCUGGAGCUGAGGGAGGCCCAGCCAAGGAAGGGCCUGGAGGACUCGCCCCCCAGCCACAGAGCCUCCCCAGGGGAGGAGCUGUCUUCCACACUUGAUUCCUCAGGGCCUAGGCUGCAGCGGGAGCUGGAGCGACUACAGGUGGCCCUGAGGCAGACGGAGGCCAGGGAGAUAGAGUGGAGGGAGAAGGCCCAGGACCUGGCGCUGUCCCUGGCCCAGAGCAAGGCCAGUGUCAGCAGUCUGCAGGAGGUAGCCCUGUUCCUGCAAGCCUCUGUCCUGGAGCGGGACUCGGAACAGCAGAGGCUGCAGGAUGAGUUGGAGCUCAGCAGACAAGCUCUGGAGAAGGAGCGACUCCACAACCCAGGCCUGACCAGCCGAGCAGAACGGGGACCCAGAGGAGACCCCGGCGCCCAGCUGGGAGAGGUCUCGGGGGCAAAGACUGAGCCGAGUCCUGAGGUGGAGGAAAAGCAGCUCUGGGAGCAGAGGCUUGAACACCUGCAGCAAGCAGUGGCGCGGCUGGAGGUUGACCGAAGCCGACUGCAGCACCACAAUGCCCAGCUGCGGACCACCCUGGAGCAGGUGGAGCGAGAGCGGAGGAAACUGAAGAGGGAUUCCCUGCGAGCAUCGCGGGCGGGCCUCCUGGAGAGCGGGGACGCCACCGCACCGUCACCCACCCAGCAGGAUGGAAGAGGAGGACAGAAGGGCUCCUCAGAUGCCAGGCACGUGGCUGAACUGCAGAAAGAGGUGGCCCUGCUGCGAGCCCAGCUGGCCCUGGAGCGGAAGCAGAGACAGGACUACAUCGCCCGCUCAGUGCAGACGAGCCGUGAGCUGGCGGGCCUGCACCACAGCCUCUCUCACUCCCUCCUCGCCGUGGCCCAGGCCCCCGAGGCCACUGUCCUGGAGGCCGAGACCCGAAAGCUGGAUGAGUCCCUGACUCAAAGCCUGACAUCCCCUGGGCCGGUCCUGCUGUGCCCCAGCCCCAGCACUGCUCAAGGCGCCUCCAGGUAGCAGCUGCAGCGAGGGCAGGACACGGGCCAGCCUGGGAGCACACAGACAGACAGAUGGCCAUAGAGCGGGUCGUGGCCCCUCCACACAGCUGCUGUUUGCCAAAGAAAAUUCUGACUCUGUUACCCAGCCUGGGAGCCCCAGGUCAGCUGGCAUUCCCAGGAAGAGGGAGGGAAAGCUGCAAGGCUGGGGGAAGGCCCUGACUCACAUGGGAAUGAGGCACAUCACACUUGCUGCCGGCCUGCAGUCACCCAGAGAGCGCCUUGCCCUGGCCAAGGGGCGUCUGCCGCCUCUCGCCUAGAACUCAUUACCCAGCACUUCACCCUCUCGGACUCCUCCCCCUCCAGCAAUAAACCCUGGGUCUUUGCAUUUGUUCUCUGCUGCUGUCUCUGCCGUGUAGCUGGGCAACAGCCGUACAUCAAGGGCAUCUAUUAAGGAAGAAUUCACUGAAGAUUCCUGUCAGGUGGCGUGCAUUUGUCAUCUGCCUGCAUUCUGAUAGAAGGGCUACAGAAGAUACACAAGACAAAGCCCCUGCCCACAGGAAGCUUGAGCCCAAUUGACAAUAACAGGCAGAUGAGUCAGAGACAGUUGUGUGUGCUGCCUAGAAGUGCUGUAGAAAUUCCAGGGGCUGAGGCAGGAAGGCGUGAACUGGCCCUUGGUGGCUGGAGAGGAGUUGGGAGGGUUGCUAAGGAUACUGGUGAGAAGACUGGUCGGCCUUAGCAGGGUGUGUUUGCACUGAGGGAUGAGUCGCGAGGGAGAGGAGGGAGGGCCUUGGGAUCUAGAUUUGAACUCAUGGAUAAUGAGGAACCAUCAUAUGUUCUUGACUUAAAACAUGUUCUGGGGACUUCGAAAACACUGAGUUGGCUUUUGGCUAAAGUCAGCCUCUUGAGUUCAGAAGUUCUAUCUGGCUUCAUUCCCCUUCUGCACUGGGUGAAAGGCCCUGGGGUGUCCCUUUCUGGGCAUAUCAGCUGCAACCAACUGUGGCCCCCUAUAGAGUCCAGCCAUAGGUCAAGACAGGAAGGAGGAUGGAGUGUGGCAGGACUUGUCACUUACAGCCUGGCCCUGGUUUAGGCAGUGUACAGGCUUAAGACCUAUUGUUGGCAACUUCCUCAAAGCCUAAGAGAGAACAGUUUUCUUUAAAGAAGCAGGCAUGGGACUUCCCUGGGGGUCCAGUGGGUAAGACUCUGCAGUCCCAAUGCUGGGGGCCCAGGUUUGAUCCCUGGUCAGGGAACUAGAUCCCCCAUGCAUGCCACAACUAAGAAGUCUGCUGCAACUAUGAGCCCACAUGCUGCAACUAUGAGCCCAUAUGCCACAACUAAAAAAAAAAAAAAAUCCCGCAUGCCGCAACUAAGACCUGGGGCAGCCUAAAUUAAUUAAUUAAUUUAAAAAUAUAUAUAUAGGGCUUCCCUGGUGUCACAGUGGAUAAGAAUCUGCCUGCAGGGCCUCCCUGAUGGCGCAGUGGUUGAGAUUCCGCCUGCCGUUGCAGGGGAUGCGGGUUCGUGCCCUGGUCUGGGAGGAUCCCAUAUGCC
Mesoplodon densirostris (Blainville's beaked whale) is the source of this 9059-nucleotide messenger RNA. It is a transcript of the gene CEP250, whose product is annotated as centrosomal protein 250. The coding region runs from base 199 to 7533 and encodes 2444 amino acids. Lineage: Eukaryota; Metazoa; Chordata; Mammalia; Artiodactyla; Ziphiidae. The transcript is spliced from 33 exons. The record is from RefSeq and is a predicted model, not a curated record. Gene Ontology annotation, biological process: cilium assembly.